Octodon degus (degu) is the source of this 565-nucleotide messenger RNA. It is a transcript of the gene Lgals7, whose product is annotated as galectin 7. The record is from RefSeq and is a predicted model, not a curated record. The coding region runs from base 1 to 510 and encodes 169 amino acids. The transcript has 3 exons. NCBI's taxonomy places the organism in Eukaryota, Metazoa, Chordata, Mammalia, Rodentia, Octodontidae. Gene Ontology annotation, molecular function: carbohydrate binding.
AUGGGACACGAAAUAGAAUACCCAGAGUUGGAGAUCUCAGCACCAGGAGACCUCGGCUACUGCAGGGACUGGAGCCGGAUCCGCCCUUCUGUGCGCACCGCGCCGCAGUCAGACCCCAGCCUUUCCAGCGGUGGCGGCCCCCGAGGAUCAGGACAUGGAGUUGGGGCACAAGCCCCGCUGCCCGCGUCCUCCAGGUUCCACGUGAACCUGCUGCUCACCGACGGGGAGCAGGCGGACGCCGCGCUGCACUUCAACCCGCGGAUGGACGAGGCCGUGGUCGUGUUGAACAGCAAGGACGGCGGCAAAUGGGGCCGCGAGGAGCGCGGCACGGGGCUCCCGUUCCAGCGCGGGCAGCCCUUCGACCUGCUGCUCAUCGCGACUGACGAGGGCUUCAAGGCGGUGGUCGGGGACGGAGUGUACCAUCACUUCAAGCACCGGCUGCCGAUGGGGAAUGUGCGGCUGAUGGAGGUGGGCGGGGACGUGCAGCUGCGUUCAGUGACGGUCCUUUGAGGCGAGCCCAGGAGCCUGCCGACGGAGGGGAUGGAGCCUUCGGUGGCAAAUAAAG